AUGGCUAAUUACUGUCUAAUAAUACUGAAGAUAAUCCUAAUUAUACUGAACCUAAUGGUAAUCAUUCCGCUGUCAUUCGCGUUGACAUCGACACAGCUGUUCAGUCUGGAGAUUGCGGCGAUAUUUGUGCUGAUUUCGGCCAAUUAUGUGAUCGCCAUCAUUGGUGUGGUUAACGAGCAUUUGAUCACAAUUAUUGUGACCAAUUGUGUCACAACAAUCAUACUGUUUAUCGAGUUAUUGAAAUUAUAUCCCACUUUUGUAUUCUACUAUUUUGUCUUUUUGAUGAUCUUCUCGUUCAUAUACAUCACAACCAUCAUUAUCUGCCGCACCUAUUACUCCCUGUCCAGUCAACGCCGCACUUCCGCCACAAUGGUUGUGGUGUAUCGGCCGCCGCAUCCGCCGCCGCCCCACUACUCGAUGCCCAUCUAUGAGCCCACUAUAGACUCGUUAGCAAUCGAUGAGAACAAGUCUUUGCCGCCGCCCUAUCAAGAAGACAGACCCCCUCUCUAUGAGGACUGUAUCGAGAAUUAUUGA
This is a messenger RNA of Medioppia subpectinata, 534 nucleotides long. NCBI's taxonomy places the organism in Eukaryota, Metazoa, Arthropoda, Arachnida, Sarcoptiformes, Oppiidae. The record is from the annotation of a GenBank genome assembly.